Messenger RNA from Oreochromis aureus, 1932 nucleotides. It is a transcript of the gene adad2, whose product is annotated as adenosine deaminase domain containing 2. Gene Ontology annotation, biological process: RNA processing; adenosine to inosine editing. The coding region runs from base 167 to 1741 and encodes 524 amino acids. The record is from RefSeq and is a predicted model, not a curated record. Gene Ontology annotation, molecular function: double-stranded RNA adenosine deaminase activity; tRNA-specific adenosine deaminase activity; double-stranded RNA binding. Gene Ontology annotation, cellular component: cytoplasm; nucleolus. The transcript has 11 exons. NCBI's taxonomy places the organism in Eukaryota, Metazoa, Chordata, Actinopteri, Cichliformes, Cichlidae.
AUUUUAAUUGCAUUGGCAGGUGUUGACUUAUAGUAGCUGCUUCAUUCACUUGCGCAAAAGUUUUCACACCUGUUAUCAUCUCUUGGUUGCAACGGCUUCCCACGUCAGAUCUAGGUAGUCUUUUAAAGCCUGAACAAGCGUUAAGUGUAAAGGUUGUUCGAACACCAUGACUAGUCGAAGAGCAUUUAAAUAUUCGAGAAGAGGUGCUGCUAGUUUCUGGUCUUUGUCAGACCGUGAGCUGAGCCCACGCCCUCACUGUCCUCAGGUCCACAAGACGGAUGAUGCAGACAUUUACACUGGUGCUGCUGGGCUGAGGACAAGCGCACAUGCAGCUGGAGACUGCGAUACAGCACCAGAGGCUCUGCUUUCUGAAGGAGACCACAGACCCCGAAUUGAAAAGGGCUCCGUCCCCACACUCAGCCAUAAUUAUGACUCUGGUGACAUGCUGUUGGAAAGUGAGGCUGAAGACUCGGAUGAUGAACCAGCUGUGCUCUCCCUCCGUGGUAUGUCACCUCCUGAAAGCAUACUGUCAGAUGAAGAUCUUCUAACAGAGCAGGUCAAGGACAUAAACCAACCUGAUACAAGCACAAACACUGAAGUUUGGCGCACUGAAUGGCACAAGAAUCACAUGGCAGCUAUAAGCAGUGAGAAGUUUGACAGCCUCCUGAAAAUGUGUCCAGAUUUCUAUGACUGCAAGAGCCACAUGGCAGCAUUUGUCUUGAUAAGAGAAGUCAUGGAUACAGCAGGUCGUCCAUGUGAGCAAUACCAGGUAGUGGCAGUGGGAUCUGGCCGCUCAAGUUGUAGCGAUUGGCUUUGCUACAAUGGGGUGAGGGUUCAUGACAGCCAUGCUAUUAUCAUCGCCAGACGGGCUCUUUUAAGGUUUCUGUAUAAACAGCUUUUGCUGUUCUUUGAUGCUGAUCCAAAGGCCAAGGAGAACUGUAUUUUUGAGAGCAGUGCAGCCAGCCACCAGCUUCAGCUCAAACCCAAGAUCAGCCUGCAUCUCUACACCAAUCAGUGUCCCGAAGGAGCUCCUAAGAACUUCUACUUUAAGGUUUCUGCAAAAAACACCUGGACCUCUAUGAUGCUCCAGUAUCAUUUCAAAGGCCUGGUCCCUGUUGCCUACCUUGACCCGAGUCUCUGGGGUGCCAAAGUCUGCUGCAUGUCUGGCAGUGACAAACUUUGUCGCUGGACUGUUACUGGGAUUCAGGGUGCAUUACUGAGCCACUUUAUUCAGCCGCUUUACAUCACGAGCAUGGUGCUAGGAGGCCAGAAGCUCAUGAACCAGGAAGUGUCUGAUAUCACCAGCAAGCGACUGGGUGAUGGAUGGCAGAUCUUUCUGCCUCAGUCCUACAAGAAACAUGACAUCUUCUUUGUCUGCGGGGACUACGUGGGGCCUGUUGUGCCCUCGCUGCGUCAUGAAAACCUCAGCAUCAACUGGUGCCUCGGGGACAAGGAUAUUGAAGUUUUGGACAGCAGCAAGGGCUUGAUUGUGGAGGGCUCUCCUUCUGUGAGCGUGCCUGGCUACUCAAGCAGACUUUGCAAGAGAGCCCUCUACAGUUAUUUCCUCAAAGUUGCACAGCUGGGUGGGCACAACUAUCUGCUGGAGCUUCCCACGUACCACAGUGUCAAGGUGGAAGCCAGUGUCUACCAGACGGUCAAGGAGCUGGUGAGACAGCAGUUCCUGGAAAACCACGCAGGACUGUGGAAUUCGAAAAAGCUGGUGGAUUGCUUUAGCGCUUGAACUCGCAGCUGGAAACCUGUCAUGCCAAUGUUUACCCAAGUUCCUUGAGAGAUUUGAUUUGCUGUUCUUCUGUGCACUUUGCUAAUUACCUUCAACAGUAAUUGUAGUUUUGUUUUAUGUACGACACUAGAGUUUUCAGUUUGUGUAGGUGUUCGAGAAAAAUAAACAAGGCCCUGCUGUUGUGCACCAGA